Messenger RNA from Xenopus tropicalis (tropical clawed frog), 864 nucleotides. RefSeq names its product inosine triphosphatase (gene itpa). The record is from RefSeq and is a predicted model, not a curated record. NCBI's taxonomy places the organism in Eukaryota, Metazoa, Chordata, Amphibia, Anura, Pipidae. Gene Ontology annotation, cellular component: cytoplasm. The transcript has 9 exons. Gene Ontology annotation, molecular function: nucleoside triphosphate diphosphatase activity; XTP diphosphatase activity; dITP diphosphatase activity. Gene Ontology annotation, biological process: nucleoside triphosphate catabolic process; deoxyribonucleoside triphosphate catabolic process. Bases 98 to 682 code for a protein of 194 amino acids.
UUGGUCAAUGCAACCAAGCCCACGCUGACCCGGAAGUGGCAACUAGUCACGCCGGUUGGAAGCUUUGCUAUACUUAGAGCUAUACAUAGAGCUGACCAUGGCUGCUGCCGGCAGAAGUAUCGUAUUCGUAACAGGGAACGCUAAAAAGCUGGAAGAGGUAAUUCAGAUUCUUGGAGACAAAUUUCCAUGCAAAUUGGUGGCUAAGAAAAUUGACUUGCCAGAGUAUCAGGGAGAACCAGAUGACAUUUCAAUUCAGAAAUGUAAGGAGGCUGCAAAACAGAUUCAAGGCCCAGUUAUCGUAGAGGAUACUUGCUUGUGUUUUAAUGCUUUGGGAGGUCUUCCUGGACCUUAUAUAAAAUGGUUUCUUGACAAGAUAAAACCCGAAGGGCUGCACCGAAUGUUAGAAGGAUUUGAGGACAAGUCGGCCUUUGCUCUGUGCACAUUUGCUUAUUUCAAUGGAAAUCCAGAUGAUAGUGUUCUUCUUUUUAGAGGCAAAACUAUGGGGCAGAUUGUGUAUCCAAGAGGCCCAAGGGACUUUGGAUGGGAUCCUUGUUUCCAGCCUGAUGGGUUUGAACAAACUUAUGCUGAGCUCCCUAAGGAAGUAAAGAAUACAAUCUCUCAUCGGUAUCGUGCUUUAAAAGAAAUGUCUGAGUAUUUCAUCCAAAAUGGCACAGAUGUUUGAUGCCUAAGGUUUUCUAUAAAACAUCCCUAUAUUGUAAAACUGUGACACAAAAACUUGGACAUUUGUUGCACCCCAGCUCUGAAGAAAGACUACAUUGAGUAUUGUGGAGAGUAUCAUUGCUAACUUUAGAUGGUGAUGCUAGUGGUAUAGCCUAAUAAAUUUUUUAAUAUUUUUACAUAAAC